GCAAGCGCCUCGAAAAGAUUGUCCGCUCCUUUCAAGCCGAUGAUGAAGAGUUGACAAUAUGCUCCCAGGCAUAUGCAUCAAUCCUCCAAAAUUCUCGGACGCAGCAGCUUUCCGAAUGCGACGUCGAUAGCACGUUACAAUUUCUUGAUAUGCGAUUUCCUCGCCCCUACGAUUCGGUCACGGGCUGCCGCUGCUUCAAAACAGUCGAUAUGCGGACAGAGCAGAGCUACCUUCGAAUGGGACAGCGUAAGAGCUGUGGAGUCAGCUUUCUACAGCUGGCUGUCGCGCGCAGGGGAAUGCUCGACGAAUCGUCGUCAACUACAACACUCAGCUUCUACUCUCCGGAGAACGAAUCGGUUGAAGCAUGGAGACGGACAAGAGAAAGGAAAAAGCAUGUUCAGAGGCCAAUGCCGCAGUAUCAGCCAUGGUGUUAGCCAAAGCGGUCUUACAAGCUUGGAUAGACCCGGGCAAUCGACGAGGCCCAGGAAUCGGCGGAAGAGCAGGCACAAUGCGUGGGAGUUCUUUGAUUCCAAUACGCUCGAAUUCGCGCAAAAUAGUCGACUGCCGGCAGCCUUCUUUUACGAUCUGGGCACCCUGCACAAGAAAGUGAGACUAGGGAAAGAUGAACAAGAUCAGCAGGAUGAGCGCGAGCUGUCACAACCCGCGCUCGAGGAACAAAUGGCCCUAUUGAAGUCUGUAAGAGAUCUCGAAGAAAAGCUAGCUGAAGCCAAGGCCAGCUUGGACAUCUCGAUACACAAGAAGUCCCCCACAUCAGAACGUGCUAUGGCAGUGACGCCCGUGGCCUCGAAGCAGCCAGCAAUUGUGCUGUCAAAGGACGACUACAAGAAUUUGGUGGAUCUCUACUUCUUUACCCACAGCGAUCGUUUCGACCCGGAGUCGCCCCAUUCGUCUCCUACGCCGAAAUUCCUCGAAGAUUACGUAUUUCAGCUUUCAGAGGACUUUGCACCCCCACAAGCAUAUGCGGAAUUUUAUGCGGAUGAUGAAGGUUACGAGUCACCUCUCAAGGAAGUGGAAAAGAUGCUCAAAUCAAAGCAGCUGCGCGAGGUUUCCGCCUUCAAGGCCUUCGUUGAUCUACUCCUCGAUAAUCACUCCUCUAAUGCAGCACUAUUCAGAGCAUACAAGAGGCUGCCACAACCAGGGGUGGGUUUCCUCCCCAAGGGGACUGUCAGAAUAUUUCUGCAACGCAUGUCGACCCCAUGGCAGAAGAGUGAAAAAUCAAUGAUCAGAUAUUUGUCCCUGAUUGACGACAUGCAAAAGGCCAAUCUACCUAUCGCAAGGUCGGAAUGGGCGUCUGCGAUAUACCUGGCCGGCAGGUCUUUCUCAAAAGUAACGGAAUCGGAACUGAACGCCGCGCUGCGAUUGUGGAGGCAGAUGGAACAGGAAGCUGGUGUACAGGCUCACAAUGUCACUUUCAACAUUCUCUUUGAUAUUGCAGUGAGGGCCAACAAAUAUCCACUGGCUCAGAUGAUAUUGAAAGAGAUGCAUGAUCGUGGUCUUCAUCUCAACAGGCUUGGUCGUGUCAGCGUAAUCUAUUAUCAUGGGCUACGAGGCGACGGAGAUGCCGUUCGAAAGGCUUACCGCGAUUUUGUCGAUGCCGGAGAAAUCGUCGACACCCUUGUGCUGAACUGCGUUAUGGCAGCGCUGUUCAACGCCCAAGAACCGGCGGCGGCGGAGCAAAUAUACGAGAGGAUGAAGAGUCUUCAUAUGAAUACACGCCGAGAAGUGAGAAGUGACGGCACCAUAGCAUCAUACCGACAAUAUCCAGGUCCAGGGCCGGAGCUGAUACACCGUAAGCUAGCAGCGAACUCUCUGAGGCGAGUGUUGCUUUUUGCGAGCAGAUUGAAACACCUCCUGCCGGAGCAUCACAAGGAGGCACAAGAGAUGAUGCCAUUGAGGCCCGACCACACUACCUUUCGGACCAUGAUCUCUUACCAUGCAAAUGUUUCCGGAAACCUCAACCGAAUCACAGUGUUGAUCAACGAAAUGUCCGAGCUGUUUGGUCUGUCACUGCAGAGCAUCCACUAUCAGCUGCUGUUCAAGGGGUUUGCUCUCCAUGGCGCCACAAGAAACCCGCACGCGACUUGGAAUCUGCACCGGCUGAAUUUGGCCUGGGAAGCUUGUCGAAAAGACAUCCGAGAAGGUCAAAUGGCCCGCAGGCGCGCAAGGCAGACGAAAUCCGAUCACCAUACGCUCCCAUCGAUCGACGUCAUCAACGAAACCUCUGAGGAACGGGAGCCAUCUGUAUAUGGAGGACAAACAGCUUUCGAGCGUAUGAGCGAAUGGGACGACUUUGUUCUUGACCUCGCGGCGUUUCCUAGAGAGCGAAGAAAACAUAUCGAAAGGAUCCAUGCCGAGCUCUUUGAUGAGGAACGAGAGAAGAGAGAACCUCUUAUCCGAAAUCCCUUCUCUCGUUCGAUGAAGGAAUCGCCACCACAUGAUCAGAAGACCUACUACCCGCUAGGAGAGCGCAAACUAGACCAAGAGGAAGGAGAAUACGUCCUACCUUCGCCGAUCCUGGCAAUUGACCCAUCAAGCAGCAAGCUCCACGAUACCGUUACCCCAGAGGAGACUCUCGAGGAAAGCGUUUAUGUUGAUCCAGAACCACGAACGUUUCCACCCACCACAGACGCGUAUUUACCAGAUCCAGAACCGCGCAGUGCCGCUAGAUCCUCCACCGACGACACAUCAUCAUCGUCGUCCUUUGCAGAAGCCGAGACAGACUCCCAUUCCGAGGAGCCCGAUGCCGAAGACGGUCGCGACGUUCCCCCUCUUCCAUCUACGUCGCGGUAUCAGGUGGAGGCCACGCGCCCGCUCAUCUGCUGGCUCCUGCGCGCGUACGCCAACGCGACGGGCUCCCGCCAGCAGGUGGAAGCGAUCUGGGACUCGGUGCGGCCGCUGUGGCUCUCGCGCGAGCCCAACGACCAGGCCGCGGUGAUUCGGGUCCUGAGACGGUGCUUGAGGAAUUGUGACCGGUACGGGCCGCCGCUGUGAAAGGGAUGAUGGGAUUUGGGUUCUAUUUUUGAGGGAGGCUGGGAAUUCCAGAUCCAGCUGGCCCUCGUUUGAGAUGCGUCCGGUCUAUCAAGUGCCCUAUCUAGGUGUAUAAUAUAUGGCUUGCGUAUAGAUUGGACUAGGGUGUGUAUAAGACAUGCAUUCAUGGUAUGUAUAUAUGUACUCAGUACAGGCAAGUCCGGUAUUUAUCGUCAUUC
Cladophialophora immunda is the source of this 3227-nucleotide messenger RNA. RefSeq lists its product as uncharacterized. Gene Ontology annotation, molecular function: protein binding. Lineage: Eukaryota; Fungi; Ascomycota; Eurotiomycetes; Chaetothyriales; Herpotrichiellaceae. The record is from RefSeq and is a predicted model, not a curated record. Bases 73 to 3012 code for a protein of 979 amino acids. The transcript has a single exon.